GCAUUGAGUGUUAAAUCUGGCACAUCAAACAAGUCUGGGAUUGAAGAGCUGACAAAUGAUAAUCAAACAGAGGAGAGGGUUCACAGCUCCAUUUCGAUGAAAUCAAAGAUUUCUGCUAGAUCUGAAAUGUCAAUUGAUCUGAGCGAGCUUGAGGAUCAUGAGCAAGACAGAGCUCCCAGUAGCGUUUCUAUUGUAUCAAAUGUCUCACAAAAAUCUAAGUCUGACAUUUCAGAAGUAGCUUCUCUCCAAGAAGGAGUGGAAUGUUUAAAUCCACUGAGUAUUUCUGAAGCUGAAGGAGCUACUCAAGUGGAGUUACCAGGGGAGAGAUCACCAAGCUCUGUAUCAUCAAUAUCAAAUGUCUCUAAAAGAUCCAGAACAUCCAAAAUUUCAGAGGCAGACCAAGGUGAAAUACAGGAAAAAGAGGAUGUUCAGGAAAGAGCAUCAAGCACUAUUUCUGUAAAGUCAAUUUCAUCUGCAAGAGCGAGGAAAUCCAAGACAACACCAACACCAGGAUCAGGAGAAGAAUUGAAGGAACGAUCUCCCAGUGUUAUGUCAAUCAAAUCAAAUGCUUCAUUGAAAUCAAAUAAGUCCAAGUUGGAGGAGGAGGAGACAGAAAACCGAGCCUCCAGUGCUUUGUCUGUCAAAUCUGAAGUUUCCACAUUGUCAAAAAAAUCUAAUCUGUCAAACAGAGAGCAACUGGAGGAAAGAGCAUCAAGUGCAGUAUCAGCUAAAUCAAAUGUUUCUGUAAGAUCUAAAGGGUCCAAAAUGUCAGAGGUGGCAGGAGAUGAUGAUGGAUUAUCUGAAGUAUAUGCAGCAUCGCAUACCUCUGAAACAUCAAAUGAAUGCAGAACAGAACCUGAAGAAACCUGCAAGAGCACAGAAAGAUCACCAGACAAAGAGGAAAGAGCACCAAGUGCAUUGUCAGCAAAAUCCAAUAGCUCUUCUAAAUCCAAGAAAUCCAAAGGAUCUAAUAUGGAAGCAGAUAUUGUGGCUGAAGAUAGAGAUGAUUUGAGAUCUGCAAGUGUGCUGUCCUCUAAAUCUAACAUAUCUGCAAGAUCUGUGAAAACAACGGUCUCAGAAACAAGAGAUGAAACAGAAGAAUCCAAUCAGUCUGAUGGAGUUGAAGUUGCAGAGGAACGGGCUCUGAGUGCCAUGUCGUCUAAAUCCAAUGCUUCUGAAAGAUUGAAAAAGUCUAAUAAUUUAAAUGUGCCAUCUGCUUUGCCUCGAGGAGCAGAACACCAAACAGAGGAACGAGCUCAGAGUGCGCUGUCAGCAAGAUCAAGUGUUUCAACGAGAUCCAAUAAGUCCAGAAUAUCAGAUGUUUUAACUGAUGAGCUUGUUGAUGCAAAAGACCAAGAAGAAGAGAGAGCUUCAAGUGCUUUGUCUGCCAAGUCAAAUGUUUCUGCAAAAUCAAAAAAGUCAAAUGCUUCUGCAACAGAUGUCAAUACUGAUAACGAGGAAAAAGGGGACAGAGUGCCAAGUGCUAUGUCGGGAAGAUCUGAUAUUUCUACCAAAACCAGUAUCUCUGCAAAAUCCAAAGCAUCAAAAGUUGCGGAAAUACAAGCAGAAGAGCCUGAUGCAAAACACCAAGAAGAAGAGAGAGCUUCAAGUGCUUUGUCUGCAAAGUCAAACGUUUCUGCAAAGUCAAAAAUGUCAGAUGCUUCUGCAACAGAUGUUAACACUGAUAACAAGGAAAAAGAGGACCGAGUGCCAAGUGCUAUGUCGGGAAGAUCUGAUAUUUCUACCAAAACCAGUAUCUCUGCAAAAUCCAAAUCAUCAAAAGUUGCGGAAAUACAAGCAGAAGAGCCUGAUGCAAAAGACCAAGAAGAAGAGAGAGCUUCAAGUGCUUUGUCUGCAAAGUCAAACGUUUCUGCAAAGUCAAAAAUGUCAGAUGCUUCUGCAACAGAUGUUAACACUGAUAACAAGGAAAAAGAGGACAGAGUGCCAAGUGCUAUGUCAGGAAGAUCUGAUAUUUCUACCAAAACCAGUAUCUCUGCAAAAUCCAAAGCAUCAAAAGUUGCAGAAAUACAAGCAGAAGAGCCUGAUGCAAAAGACCAAGAAGAAGAGAGAUAUGAUGAUGAAGAGCCUGAUGAUGAAGAAAGUGAAGUGAAAGCACCAAGUGUUACUAAAUCCAGAAUUUCAGUAAGAUCCAAUAAGUCAAAGCAUACAGAGGAAGAAGAGGUUCAGAGUCUAGGUAGACCUCCAAGUGCCAUUUCAUUAAUGUCUGAAGCCAUACCUGAUGAAAAUGAGAUCUCAAAUGAGGGAGAAAUCCAAGAAAGGGCUCCAAGUGCAGUGUCUGCAAAAUCGAAUUCUUCUGUAAGAUCCAGAACGUCGAAAAUUUCAGAAAGAGAUGAACCAGAUAAGAGGGCACCAAGUUCGAGGUCAUUGAAAUCUGAUGUCUCUGGAAGAUCUGGUCUAAAAGGCCCUGUCAAUGAAGAUAUACAAAAGGAAGCGAGAACAGAAAGUGCUUUGUCCUCUAUUUCUAAUCUUUCUGCAAGAUCAAACAAGUCAGAAGAUUUUGAGCUAAUUAACAAUGUACAACAGAGAACACCAAGUUCAGCAUCAGCUACAUCUAAAACAUCUGCAAGAUCUAAGAGGUCAAAUAUUUCAGGAGUUGCUCCUAAGGAAACUGGUAACACAGAUACAGGAGAUGUUCGAUCAUCAAGUGCAAUGUCUGCAAAAUCUUGUGCAUCUGAGAAAUCAAAACAUUCAGAAAGAACAGCUGAGGAGGAUGAAGAAGCAAAUAAAGUGGUAGAAAGAACAACAAGCUCUUUGUCUGUAAAGUCAACUCCAUCUACAACUGCCACUGUUAAAUCAAGUGUUGUGCCUACCAAAUCAAAUGCUUCUGCAAAGUCCCUCCUCUCAGAAGCUGAAGAGCCUGACAGAAGAUCGACAAGUGUGGUGUCUAAUGCAUCUGCGGAAUCUGAAGUGUCUAAAGCAGGUGUGGAUAAAAAAGUGAACAGAUCACCAAGCAAAUUGUCAGUUAAGUCAAACGUAUCUACAAGAUCCAGGAAGUCUAAGGUUUCUGAGGGUCAGGUUGAUACAGCCACAAACAUUGUAGAUAUGGAAUUGAACAGAGGUGAGAGUCCAGUGUCUGAUCGAUCAAAAGUAUCUCAAGAGGAGAACUCAAAUAAAUAUGCUUGUGGUGCAAUAAACGAGUCAUUGAGUCAAAUGGCAUCAUCUGAAAAAGACUCUGAACAUGAAGAAUUACCUGCAAGUCCUCUCUCUAAAAAGUCAGCAACGUCCAAAAUCAGCUCCGCCUCUGAAAGAGUUUUAACACCAACAAGCACCUCAGUAUCUAUUGGGAUAGUUGAAGACCAUGAGGCUGAUGAUGUUGAGGAAAUAGAUGAAGGCGCUGUUUCAAUGAACUCUGCUUCAUCGAAGACUGAAAUAUGUGGUAGAUCUGACCAGUGUUUAUCAGAAUCUCCAGUACGAAUAACAAGUAAAACAACACAGACCCCAGAAGAAAGACCUAAAAGUUUUGCAUCAGCUAAGUCAAAUGUUUCUAGUAAAUCUAAGUCCAAAUGCUCUCAUUGCAGCUCUACAUUUCCUAGAGACACAAUCCAGGACAGAGAUGAUGUAGCAAGCAAUAAAUCCUCCAAAACAAAGCAUUUAAAUACUUCAUCUGAUAGCCAACCAUCUGCCACUGGUUCAGUGAGGCAGAGCUCUCCAAAUGAAGAGAUCCGUCCAUCUAGCAAAGCUUCUGGUAUGUCUGUACAUACUGAAAUCACAGGUCAAGAGAAAACUGAAAGUCCAGAUGUUACCCAUAAAUCUCAAAGUGUCUGUUCAAAAUGCAGUUCUACACAACAGAAAAUACAAAUUUCAAGUGCCUCUGCAAACUCAGACUCUGAGAAAUCUAAAACUAAAGAGGGAAAUACUGCAAAAAUGACUGACAGACCAAAGAGUAAUAUAUCCAGUUCUUCAUCUCAUUUGAAAGUAAAUAAUCAAAAGAAUGAUGUUAAAACUACAGUUGUCAAUGGAAGAAACGAUAAAUUAAGCACCAAGACUACACAGAAAGUUGAGGACAAUACGCCCAGGUGUCAUUCUGCGACUUUAUCUGUUACCUCAGGAAACCAACUCAGUCCUAUCCCACCAAAAUCUCCCAAAAAAUCCAAAAAACCUGUUAUUUUACUCGGCGGCUCCAAUGAUAGCAUGUUAUCACAGACCGUUCCUGCUCCAGACCCAAGAGAAGAACAUACUUACCAUUUGAAUACAGCAGCAGAAAAAACUCAGUCGUGUAAGUCUGAUACAAAUGUCAGUGACAUUAAGAGUGAAAAAAGUAGCAAAUGUAGGAAAAGGAUUGGUAGUGACUCUUCUUGCCAGAAGAUGGAUGAAGACAUAUCUGAGCUGAGUCCUUCUUGCCUGCCAAAUGCCUCUCCAACUGAGGUGGUAAAUGAAUGGCUGAGGAAAAUCCCAUCAGACACUGCCUUGUGUGAUUUAGGCGAUGAAUUCCACGACAACUUUGAUUCAGUAGAGCCACUCUGUACAUCACAUGUGCCUUCCGGAAAUGAAAAUGAGCAUAAAACAUUGCGACAUGACGUGACCAAGCUUGAAACACAACAUGAGAUGGAAGAUGCUCAUAUGGUAAAGGCAGAGGGAGCUAUUGAAGUUGAAAAAUCUCCUGAAGUUGCUGAGGGUGAUCACUCUCAGAGGGGGGAUGAACCGAAGAUGUUUAAUUCCUCAGUUCUGGUGAUGAAAGUCUUGCUAAGCCCCAAACUCGACAGAUGCAAUAGCUUACCAGAGGUGUCAUCUGUAUAUGGACGUAAGCUCAGUACAUCAGCGCAAGGUCUUCUGGAUUGUUUGGCAAAUCUUCAGUUGUUAGACUUUGGUUCUAGUGAUAAAGAUGGUAACAAAGAAAAAUACCAGGAGCUCAUGACAAUGCUUAAGUCUCUUUGGCUUUGUGACCCAAAAGACAGCGAGAAGACAUCUGAGGAAAGAAACAAGCAUCUGGACAAGGAACUCAAAGCCAGGUCAUCCUCAGGGGUAGAUGUUAACAGUGGCUCAACAGGUUCUGGGAAAAGUAGUGUCAAUGAUGGCACCCAAGUCCAAAUCAAUACAGAAUGUGAAGUCCUGGAUACCCUGACAAAGGUACAGGAAGUUGAUGAAACAGUGGAAGAGGAAGCUUCAGAAACACCAGUAUCAAAAUAUGACUCAGCCACUCCAGAUAUAGCCAGUCAAGCUCAGUGGACUCCAGAGACAAAGGACACUGUUGAAGAGAAGCUAAAAGAUGAUGUCCAAGGCUCUGACGAGACUAUCAGGAAUAAUGAUAGUCCAAGGGAACUCAUUGAAACACCUCUUUCAAACAAGAGUUCUGGGAAUAAUAAUAAGGAAACUGAAUCAGACCGUCAAGAGGACACAAGUUCAGGCAGUGCACCAACACAACAAAGACGUCAACUAUCAAAAAGGCUUUCUCAAGACCCUGAUCCUGUAUGGGUUCUGAAUUUAUUGAGCAAAUUAGAAAAGCAAUUUAUGACACAUUAUGUUGAUGCAAUGGCUGAGUUCAAAGUCCGUUGGAAUCUGGAUGACAAUGAGCAGCUUGACUCCAUGAUAAGUGAAUUGCAAGAUGAAGUCCGCAAACGGAUACAAUCGAGUAUAGACAGGGAACUAAGGAAAAUUCAAGGCAGAGCUGGAAGACCAAGACCACCGAAAGAGACAAUGUCACGUGAAUCUACCAUUCAAACGGAGCAAAGGCGGAGACGCCUGAAAGUGAUGCGCAACCAAUCCAUUGAUCCACAACCUGCUAAAAGUGAUGAUGAUUACACAAUGACAGGGACUGAUUUCAGUGAUCAACGUAGCGAUGAUGAAUAUUGUCCUUGUGACACAUGCUUGAAAAAGAAAAUGGCAUCCAAACAUGUGUUACCUGUGGAAAUGCUGAAUUCCGCCCCUGUAAUGAUGGACUUUGAUUUGAGAAAAAUUCUCCAGAUGAAGAAAUCGUCUCCCACCAAUGAAAACAUGGGGGAGAUUGCCAGUGAAUCUACACCCAGUAAGAUGGAGGGAGAAAUUGUGGGGCUUGAGGCUGUCAAAGAGGAGGAUGAGAAAGAAGGUGCAGAUAAAGAAAUUCUUGCUUCCAGUGCCCAAGAAAUUAAGGAAGAAUAUAAAAAACGAGAAAGUGAGGAGGGUGAAGAGGAAGACAAUGCCUCCAGCACUUACGUAGAAGAUGGUUCUGUGAAACAAUCAAAUAUAUCCAAACAUUUAAGGAAAGAUGUGGAUGAAGUUGGGGAAACUGUUGAGAUGUCUGAUAACACAUUGACAGCACAACAUAAGGAAGCAGAACAAGAUGAAGAGCAAGAGGAGAAUGAUGAGACUGAUUCUGAUUUAAUGGCUGUUAAAGAAAGUGCAAGCAGUUCUAAGAUUAAUGAAGAAUUAGAUAAAGAAGUGGCAAAUGAUGACAUUAGUGAAUUUGAUGAUAUGCAGGCUGAAACAAAAAAGGAAGAAGCAACUGAAGAAUACACUGAGGAAGAAUCAGAAGAGCAGGAUGAAACAGCUUAUGAUGAAACUGCAGAAGAAGGGCAAACUGCGAAAAUAGAAUCUGUUGAGGAGGGUGAGACCACUGGUGAAGAGACUGUAGAGAACAGGCAGACUGCUGAAGCACUAGCAGAUGAUGAGGAUGACAUAGCUGGUAAUGAAACUGCAGAAGAAGGUGAGACAGUUGAAGGUGAAACAGUAGAAGAGGGCAAAACAUCUGAAGAUGAAACUUUAGAAGAUGGACAAACCCCAGAAGCAGAAACUGCUAGAGAAGAUAAAAUAACUGAAGAUGAAACUGGAGAAGAAGGUGAGACAGUUAAUGAUGACACUGCAGAAGAGGAUGAGACGGCUGAAAACGAAACUGCAGAAGAUGGACAAGCUGCUGAAGAUGAAACUGCAGAAGAGGAUGAGACUGCUGAAAACGAAACUGCAGAAGAUGAAACUGCAGAAGAAGGUGAGACAGUUAAUGACGACACUGCAGAAGAGAAUGAGCAUGCUGAAAACGAAACUGCAGAAGAUGGGCAAACUGCAGAAGAUAAAACUCGAGAAGAAGGCGAAACAGUUAAUGAUGACACUGUAGAAGAAAAUGAGACUGCUGAAAACGAAUCUGCAGAAGAUGGACAAACUGCUGAAGAUGAAACUGCAGAAGAGGAUGAGACUGCUGAAAACGAAACUGCAGAAGAUGGACAAACUGCUGAAGAUGAAACUCGAGAAGAAGGCGAAACAGUUAAUGAUGACACUGUAGAAGAAAAUGAGACGGCUGAAAACGAAUCUGCAGAAGAUGGACAAACUGCAGAAGAUGAAACUGCAGAAGAGGAUGAGACUGCUGAAAACGAAUCUGCAGAAGAUGGACAAACUGCUGAAGAUGAAACUGCAGAAGAGGAUGAGACUGCUGAAAACGAAACUGCAGAAGAUGGACAAACUGCAGAAGAUGAAACUGCAGAAGAAGGUGAGACAGUUAAUGACGACACUGCAGAAGAGGAUGAGCAUGCUGAAAACGAAACUGCAGAAGAUGGACAAACUGCUGAAGAUGAAACUGCAGAAGAGGAUGAGACUGCUGAAAACGAAUCUGCAGAAGAUGGACAAACUGCUGAAGAUGAAACUGCAGAAGAGGAUGAGACUGCUGAAAACGAAACUGCAGAAGAUGGACAAACUGCAGAAGAUGAAACUGCAGAAGAAGGUGAGACAGUUAAUGACGACACUGCAGAAGAGGAUGAGCAUGCUGAAAACGAAACUGCAGAAGAUGGGCAAACUGCAGAAGAUGAAACUCGAGAAGAAGGCGAAACAGUUAAUGAUGACACUGUAGAAGAAAAUGAGACGGCUAAAAACGAAUCUGCAGAAGAUGGACAAACUGCAGAAGAUGAAACUGCAGAAGAGGAUGAGACUGCUGAAAACGAAACUGCAGAAGAUGGACAAACUGCAGAAGAGGAUGAGACUGCUGAAAACGAAACUGCAGAAGAUGGACAAACUGCAGAAGUUGAAACUGGAGAAGAAGGUGAGACAGUUAAUGACAACACUGCAGAAGAGGGUGAGAUGGCUGAAAACAAAACUACAGAAGAUGGACAAACUGCUGAAAACGAAACUGCAGAAAAUGGGCAAACUGCUUUAGAUGAAACUGGAGAAGAAGGUGAGACAGUUAAUGACGACACUGCAGAAGAGGAUGAGACAGCUGAAAACGAAACUGCAGAAGAUGGACAAACUGCUGAAAAUGAAACUGGAGAAGAAGGUCAGACAGUUAAUGACGACACUGCAGAAGAGGAUGAGGUGGUUGAAAACAAAACUGCAGAAGAUGGACAAACUGCUGAAGAUGAAACUGGAGAAGAAGGUGAGACCGGAAACAAAGACACCACAGAAGUGCAUGAGGCAGCUGAAAAUGAAACUGCAGAAGAAUGUGAGACAGUUAACAAUGACACUGCAGAAGAGCAUGAGACUGCUGAAAAUGAAUCUGUAGGACAAACUGCAGAAGAAGAAACUGGAGAAGAAGUUGAGACAGAAAAUGAUGACCCUGGAGAAGAGCAUGAGGCACCUGAAAAUGAAGCUGCAGAAGACGGUGAAACAGCUGAAGAUAAAACUUCAGAAGAUGGACAAACUACUGAAGCAGAAACUGCUGGAGAGGAUGAGACAUCUGCUAAUAAUGCAUCUGUAGAAGAUGGAGAGAAUGCUGAAGCUGUGGAAAACUGCAAUACAGGUGAUGAUGAAACUGCAGAAGAGGGUGAGACAGCUAAUGAUGACACUGUAAAAGAGUGUGAGAUGGCUGAGAAUGAAUCUGUAGAAGGUGGACAGACUGCUGAAUCCGAAACUGCAGGAGAUGAUACAGGUGAUGAGGACGCAGCAGAUGAAGGGACCACUGAAGCUGAGAUGUCUGAAGAGAAAUCUACUGUUGAAGAUGGCACGACAGAAGAAAACAAGAAUGCUGAGGUAGAACUGGAAGAGCAAAAGCAAACACUGGAUCAUGAGAGAACUGGAGAAGAGACAGACAAAAGUCAAUCAGAUGUUGAGGAAGACAAGGAAUCUGUCAGUUGUGAAGAGGCAGAGGAGGGAGACAUUCUUUCUAACCUUGAAGACACUGAGUGUCUUGAUGUUGUGACUAAUCUUGAGGUUGUUGAGGACGAAACAUCUCCUAAGAACAAUGGUGAUGUUGUUCUAGAUAGUGUUGAUGAUGAAGGUGAAGAAAGUGAGAAAGAAGAUGAUGAUGUGGAGAUAAUUGCAAAUAAAGGUGUUCUUGUGGCCAACAAUGGUGAAUCAGCUGAAGCUGGUGAUGAAGCUGAGGAUGAUACCGAGCCAGAUAUGGAGACAGAUGAAGGGGAACAUGAUGGCAGUGCUUCAGCUUUACAGCCUGUGUUACAGCCAAAACAAAUAGACGACAAAUCAGAUGGGGCAACUUCAUUUAAUGUUUUGGUAAAGCACAACUCGGAGUCUGAGGAUGGGGCUGAUGCUGAUGGAGAAGACUCGGAAACAGAGGAACACAACCAAGUUGUGGAUUUGAAUUCUGAAUCAGAGGGCAAACCACAGAAAAAAACUGCACAUACAACCUUCAAGAUGCUCCUUCAUGCUCUGAAUUUCCUCAAACUCUCAGCUGCUGGACAACCAGAGAGGAGGGAAGAGGAUAAUGAACGUGAAGUUGAAGACAAAGAGGCUCCAGAGGAUGAGAGUGACGAUGCAGGAGAAAAAGACGAGGUCGAAGAGUUGAAUACAAAGGAGAAGGGCAAACUCUCAGAUAUUACAGAGGAUACAGCAGAAGAAGAGGAGCACCAGACAAAUGAGACUAAUGUUGAUUCAAAUGACAGUGAAUGGGAAUCAUCUGAAAAUGCCUUGCAAAAGCAGAUGACAAAGUCAUCCCUGGAAUCUCAGCCAGGUUCCUUUGAAGAAGUUCAUGAGGAACUGACAAAAAAUCAGAAAGGUUCAAAUCAUCUAAAUGCCAACUGGCAAAAUCAUUCCUAAACAUCAGAGAAAAGAACCAUAGAUGCUUUUGAGCAUGUAAAAAUGGUCCCAGAGAGGUUAUUUCUCUAUUAUACUUAGACCUUAUAAAGUCUAUAAACCUAAAUUGAGGGGGUUUUUUUUCUUAUAGGCCCUUUGGAUUAUAUAUUUAAUAUAAUAUAAAAUAUAAUUUUAUUUAUGAAAAAUGUAUGCACUUUACUUAUGAUUCCAUUGUAUAUGCAGAUUAUAUAUGCAAAUGCACAUCAUACUGCUCAGGUACUGUAAAAAGGGAACUGGUGAAACUUGAACAGCACAGGAAGCUCUACUAGCUUGAUGGUUACUUGUGGGAGAUCAUUAUAAAAGGUAAAAGAAUAACAUUUUUAUCCCUGCUAAAUCACAUAAUAGAAGUCCACCAUCGGGCUUAGUCAGAAUAUGUACAGUAAUGCUUACUUUUAAAGUAAGUGCAUUAAAUGCAGAUGUACAUGAUUGACAUCACCACACCAAAAAUCACACAUAUUGUGUAUAAUAAGGAUUAAAGUGCACACAUUAAGACAUGCCUUAGAUGUUUUGCCACAACACGUAAUGGAUUGUACAUCUAAAGGAUUAUAUGGUCAUGUUUUGUUCAUACAAAACUUUAAAAUGAAGUGAUGCACAUGCAAAUGUGAUUCCUUCAUUGCAGUUUAUUUUCUGCUGGCCAAAUGGUAAUGGUUAACUUAAAUAUGAUCAAUUCCUUGUGACUUGAAUGUACUAAAUUCCUGCCUGAAAUAAAAAUA
Messenger RNA from Ctenopharyngodon idella (grass carp), 10655 nucleotides. RefSeq names its product rp1 like 1b (gene rp1l1b). The transcript has 2 exons. Lineage: Eukaryota; Metazoa; Chordata; Actinopteri; Cypriniformes; Xenocyprididae. Gene Ontology annotation, cellular component: axoneme. Gene Ontology annotation, biological process: photoreceptor cell development; axoneme assembly; retina development in camera-type eye. The coding region runs from base 97 to 9906 and encodes 3269 amino acids. The record is from RefSeq and is a predicted model, not a curated record.